This is a messenger RNA of Carassius auratus (goldfish), 460 nucleotides long. Its product is annotated as CD209 antigen-like protein E. The coding region runs from base 1 to 450 and encodes 149 amino acids. The transcript is spliced from 4 exons. The record is from RefSeq and is a predicted model, not a curated record. NCBI's taxonomy places the organism in Eukaryota, Metazoa, Chordata, Actinopteri, Cypriniformes, Cyprinidae.
AUGAAGGUGAGCUCAUCAACAGCUGAGUUUUUGAACUGUGACGUGAGCUGGACAGCUUACAAUGGAAAGUUGUACUUCUUCAGCUCUAAUUAUAUGGACUGGUCAAGGAGCCGUGCUUUCUGUGUUUCAAAAGGAGCUGAUCUGGUCACCAUAACCAGCCAAACAGAACAGGAGUUUCUGGCUUCUAAAAUUAAAGCAUGGUACUGGAUUGGUCUCAGUGAUCUGGAAACUGAAGGACACUGGGUUUGGGUGAAUAACCAAACUCUCAGUGAAACUGAAGUACAGUUUUGGUACAAGAGAGAAUCUGGAAAAAGUGAACCUGAUAACUGGAAAGAAGAGGAUCCUACUGGAGAAAACUGUGCAAUUGUGAAAAAUGAUUUCAGCUAUUUAGAAAAUUGGUUUGAUGUUUCUUGCAAUUAUGAAAUUAUGUUUAUCUGUGAGAAGAAAUAAUAAUUUACCU